CAGAGAGAAGAGAUUCCAUCUUCCAGAGACAUGAAGCCAUUAUUAUCUCAGGAACUAAAAUGGCCAAACAAAUCCAGAAAGAAAUCCACCGAGGUGUGGAAUCCUGGAUUUCCCUUGGAAACAGAAGACCUCACCUUAGUAUUGUUCUAGUGGGAGAUAACCCAGCAAGCCAGACAUAUGUAAGGAAUAAGAUCAGAGCUGCAUCUGCUGUUGGUAUCUGCAGUGAGAUCAUUCUAAAACCUAAGGAUGUUUCUCAGGAAGAACUUUUGGAUGUCAUAGAUCAACUGAACAUGGAUCCACGAGUCAGCGGCAUUUUAGUUCAGUUACCACUGCCAGAUCAUGUUGAUGAGAGAACAGUAUGUAAUGGAAUUGCUCCUGAGAAAGACGUAGAUGGAUUUCAUAUUAUUAAUAUUGGAAGACUGUGCCUUGACCAGCAUUCUCUCAUUCCUGCCACUGCCAGUGCUGUUUGGGAAAUAAUACAAAGAACAGGAAUUGAAACAUUUGGGAAAAAUGUGGUUGUAGUUGGAAGAUCCAAGAAUGUGGGGAUGCCCAUUGCAAUGCUUCUACACACUGAUGGAGAACACGAACGACCAGGAGGUGAUGCAACAGUGACAAUAGCUCACAGGUAUACCCCCAAAGAACAGUUGAAGAUCCAUACUCUACUGGCAGAUGUCAUUGUAGUGGCUGUAGGUAUUCCCAAGUUGAUUACAUCUGAUAUGGUUAAAGAAGGUGCUGCUGUGAUUGAUGUGGGGAUCAACUAUGUCCAAGAUCCAAUGACAGGAAGGACAAGAUUAACAGGAGAUGUGGACUUUGAAGCGGUGAAGAAGAAGGCAAGAUUCAUCACUCCUGUUCCAGGAGGUGUGGGACCCAUGACAGUGGUGAUGCUACUGAAGAACACUCUUCUGGCGGCUAAAAAGAUCGUUUACUAG
Elephantulus edwardii (Cape elephant shrew) is the source of this 929-nucleotide messenger RNA. RefSeq names its product methylenetetrahydrofolate dehydrogenase (NADP+ dependent) 2-like (gene MTHFD2L). Gene Ontology annotation, cellular component: mitochondrion. Gene Ontology annotation, biological process: tetrahydrofolate interconversion. Lineage: Eukaryota; Metazoa; Chordata; Mammalia; Macroscelidea; Macroscelididae. Gene Ontology annotation, molecular function: methenyltetrahydrofolate cyclohydrolase activity; methylenetetrahydrofolate dehydrogenase (NAD+) activity; methylenetetrahydrofolate dehydrogenase (NADP+) activity. The transcript is spliced from 8 exons. The record is from RefSeq and is a predicted model, not a curated record. The coding region runs from base 60 to 929 and encodes 289 amino acids.